AUGCUACAACACAAAGCCUAUCCAAACUAUUCAUUAGCAAGCUCCAUCCAUUCAGAAAAAACAUUGUCAGAAGAAAGACUGGCACCUAAAAUUUUACUACUCGUUGAAUUCACUGGGCUUCCGAUGGUGACAUGCAAGACAAAUGUUGCCCCAGGUCUCGUGGUGGUACCAUCAAUAGUGCAAUGUAUUUGUAUGGUGGAUUCUAGUGCACAAUCACAGAUCAUUGCGAUGUGUUGCAUAUAUACACCUCUUAUCAAUUCAUUCAAUAUGGUACUGUUAUUCAUGUAUCGGCAAAAGGAUUUUCGGAAUGCUGCAAUUCAUGGUUUAAAAUGG
Messenger RNA from Loa loa (African eye worm), 333 nucleotides. RefSeq lists its product as hypothetical. The transcript is spliced from 3 exons. The record is from RefSeq and is a predicted model, not a curated record. NCBI's taxonomy places the organism in Eukaryota, Metazoa, Nematoda, Chromadorea, Rhabditida, Onchocercidae. The annotation marks the transcript as partial.